Messenger RNA from Pectinophora gossypiella (pink bollworm), 1013 nucleotides. It is a transcript of the gene Smug, whose product is annotated as single-strand selective monofunctional uracil DNA glycosylase. Gene Ontology annotation, biological process: base-excision repair. The transcript is spliced from 5 exons. The record is from RefSeq and is a predicted model, not a curated record. NCBI's taxonomy places the organism in Eukaryota, Metazoa, Arthropoda, Insecta, Lepidoptera, Gelechiidae. Gene Ontology annotation, molecular function: oxidized pyrimidine nucleobase lesion DNA N-glycosylase activity; single-strand selective uracil DNA N-glycosylase activity. Bases 75 to 896 code for a protein of 273 amino acids.
ACCUACUUUAUAAUAUUUCGCGGUUUUUACAGAUAAUGUACUAAAUGUACCAUUCUAUUAAAAGUGCAUAAACAAUGGAUUCUGAAGUUGUUUCAUCGUUUUUCUGCAAGGAAGCAAGCUGCAAUGCAGCUAAUGAAACAUGUCUUACAGGAUCACAAAGCAUUUGUGAUGAUUUUCUUCACAUCAUUGACGAGUUAAAUGUAUUAUUGGGACAAUUUCAAUUCCCAUCUACAGUGGAAUGCAUAUAUAACCCGACUAUCUACGCCAGACACACAUUUGAAAUGUACGUGCGAAAGUAUUGUAAUACAAAAAAGCCGAUCAUGUACUUCGGCAUGAAUCCAGGCCCCUGGGGUAUGUCCCAAACUGGUGUGCCAUUUGGAGAAGUAAAUUCUGUGAGAGAUUGGUUGGGCAUACAAGGUCCUGUUGGGAAGCCGCCCAAGGAAAUAUCUGCCAGACCAGUUAAAGGAUUUGACUGUACUAGAACAGAAGUUAGUGGCAAAAGGUUUUGGGGACUGUUCAAAGAUAUUUGUGUAGUGCCGGAUAAGUUUUUUGAAACAAGUUUUGUCUAUAAUUACAUUCCACAACAAUGGAUGAAAAACAAUGGCUGUAAUGUUACUCCUGGUGAUUUGAAGACUCAACAAAUGGAAAAUCUUUUCAACAUUUGUGACCGAGUAUUGAUCAAAGUUCUUGAACUAUAUGAGGUGAAAACAAUUGUUGCUAUUGGGAAAUUUUGUGAAACCCGAGCUCAAAAAGCCAUAAAGAAGUAUAUGUCUGGAAGCCCAGUACAGAUACUUUACAUGCCUCAUCCAAGUCCCAGAGCAGUAAACAACAAUAAUUGGGAUCAAAAAGCUAUUGCAUGCUUAAAAAACCAAAACCUGCUGCAGUUUUACCAAUAGUGUGCUACUUAAAUUAGAGUUAAACUUACUAUAUUGAUUAUAGACUUAAGCUGUCUUAAACACCAUAAUUAUUCUGUGAUAUUGAUUAAGUAAGAGUUAAGGUAGAAAUAAAGUAUU